Messenger RNA from Serpula lacrymans var. lacrymans S7.9, 689 nucleotides. RefSeq lists its product as uncharacterized. The transcript is spliced from 4 exons. Lineage: Eukaryota; Fungi; Basidiomycota; Agaricomycetes; Boletales; Serpulaceae. Bases 175 to 642 code for a protein of 155 amino acids. The record is from RefSeq and is a predicted model, not a curated record.
GCUGCUAGUCUGCGAACACAACUCUUCCGACCAGUCGUCCAAUAUCCCAGCAGCGCUAAGUUGAUGAUCUCUUCCUCUCAAGGGUCUUCCAAUACCGUCUCCGGACCAUCAUCGUCCUUUUCGCCUUCUAGUCAACAACAUGGUUUCCUCUCUCAAUCCUCGCACGAUAGUGCUAUGUCGUCCUAUCUAGCCGCAUCGAUGCCAAUGCAUGCGACUUCAUCGAUGAUCACUCCAAACUCGUCCCAUCUAUCUGACCCUACCUCUCCGGAAUCAUUCAAGCAAAACAUCCGCCUCGCACUGACUCAUGUCGCGCGUGUGAAUAGUCUUGCGAAGAGGGCUUUGGGUGGAAUCGAAAAUGCCUAUCAUCCUGGCACAUCUAAUGCCCACACAGAUGCCGACCUAACAUCCCUCGCUCAGGCAAUGUCAACGUUAUCAGAUUUCCUACGGACAACAGGUGUAGGAGCGCUACCUUUGGUGCCCACCCAAGGGUCUUCUGAUUCUUCUUUGACACAAGCUAGCUCAGCGGUAACAGAACAAGAGUUGACGCCCACAACGACACAGUCGGUGCAAUCAUUAUAUGAGAGGCUUCAAAGAUCCCAGGAGAGUGCGGGAGCUGUAGUUAGUCUGUUGGGAUCGAGUUGAGUAUCCCGAUGAUGCUCUGUAAUACUGACAUCCCUUUUUCUGCUUAU